GAGCAGAGUUGUCAGGUUAUACAUCUCGGGGAAAUAUUUGUUUGCCUGAGCUGCCCAAGUGCUCUGUGAGAGCCGACAACUCUGCCCACUGCUCCUGCUGACCUCUGAUCUGUCCCUCAGCCUCCUGCUUCUCAGCACAGUGCUGUCCCAAGGCCUCUGUGACUCUUGUUCCCCAGACUGUGUUUGCCUGUGAGGGCUGCCCAGGGGGAGCAGGGGAGGUGUCCAAGGUGGAGAGGGUGAGCUACCCUGUACCCACUCCAGAGAAGAUCCCUCCUGCAUCUGCAGGAUGCUGGCCAUGCCUGUGUCUGUGCGUAAGGGCAGUUGACCUUGUUUCUGUCCUGAAGCUGACCCCCAUGCAGCAUCUUCUGCUGUUUCCUGUGGAUCUGCUGGAGACAGGGUGGCAGAGGACAGAAGGGGUGUGUGGCUGGGCAUCCUCUGCCCUGGGAGGAUGACAGGGUUACUUGUAGCCCCUGCAGCAGUGUUAUAUGUUGGCAUGGACCCUGGAGAGCUGCUGAGCCACAAUGAGGAACAGUCAGCUGUGGCAUGGGCUGAGGGGGGAACUCAGCCCUGAGGCUGCGAGGUUGCCCAGAACCUCCCUCUGCCCUAUGCUGUUACCCUCUCCUCCUUCCCUUGCUCUGUUUAUCCACCUUCAGGGCUGGGUUUGAAAAAGCUCCAGAGGAGCUGAGCUCACUUUUCCUAAUAGCCUUUUCAAAAUUUGCUCUCGUGUUUGCUUGGAGAAAUUAGCUGUUUUGUUGUAGAACAGUUUUUCAUCAGGGCUCCCCAGCAGCGUUGUUGAUGGUAUCUGUCAUGAGUCUGUGAUGCUCCAGCUGUUAAUAUAACCUGUGCCAUGCUGUCAGUAACUGAGCCUCCUUCUGUGGGAGAUGAGUGCCACAGCCCUCUACAGUGUCUCUUCUGUACACAUUGCCCCAGGGGUUGUUGCUGCUUGUGUUGAGGAGCGGGUGAGGGCUAUUCUUGGGUGCAUCCCAGAAACAAGAAGGCAGAUGGAAGGCAGUUGUGGGAAUGCUUCCAGGAGAGCAGCCCCAUUUUGAAUGAGGCUAUUGAAGUGUAUAGAGCUCUGCUGAGCUGCCAGUGGCGCUACACAUCUCAGGCCUGGCUCUCAUGCUCUAACCUUGCAGGGGAGCAAUAGAAAGAUGAACUUUAGCUCUCAAGUUACUUUUAGCAGCUUUUCUCUGAGCUCUGGAUAUCCUGUUUACCCCUGGUCUUGCAUCAUGCACUGCUUGGCCUUGGCUGCAUCGAUUGCUCCCUGGCUCCAUUCCAGAGACAGGAGGCAAACUGCAGAGAUGGGCAAGCCUGGUGGAGUUAGAAAGAUUCAACCCUCAGAUCUUUAAAUCCAAUCAGGGGAGGCUUCCUGGUAGCAGGGCUGGUUGAGGAGAGGCUCCUCUGUGGGGUUUUGGGGCUGAUGAGAUCAGUGUCCCUUACACUAGUGACUGUGACAGUAAGGAGUGUUACAGAGACCCUUUCCCUCUGAGAUGGUUGGUGCUCCAGGCUGCCUUCUGUCAAUGCUGGAGGAGUCGGAGCUCAGUGCUGUGCCCAAGGAGGCAAUGUCUCCUCUCAGCCCUUUGGGAGGAAGAGGAAGCUUUUGGCUGCUUCCUGCUCCCAACCAGCCCCACCUUCCUGCAUCCUGUUCUGCUGGAUGGGACCCCUUCCCUGGGGCUGCAUGCCCUCUUGUCACCCGCUGUCUCUAUUGGCAUGAGCCCAUGUUCUACCAAAGCACAUCUCGAGGCUCUUCCCACUCUGCUGCUCUUGCAAUGAUGUGGGGAGGGUUUGCCAGGACAGUCUCUGAUUGAGCUGGCAACUGUAAAAACUCAACUUGCCUUACUACUUCUGCUUGAAGGAUCCUUCAAGGUGAAAACUGGAUGCAGCAAAGCUGCUGGGGAUGGUGAGCAGAGACCAUGUCCUGCCCUGGGUUGGCUGCAGGUGUAGCUACCUCCUGCACAGGGUGAGCAUGGGGCUCUUCCAUGCUUGUGUGCAUGCUCUGCAGUGACUUCCUUGUGGGGAGAUGCUGCAGUGGGAGGAGGGAGAGCGGUUUGUGAUUUGCUGCACGCUAGUUUUGUUUCUCAGGGUUGGGUCGGACAACAGCAGUGCUGGGGCCCUGGCAGGGUGCUGGCUUCCUGUGGCCAUGGGGCAUGUGCUGUGGCUGCCAGGGAGGAUCUCAUGCUUUAGAUGGAGCCCAGGCUGCUGCCAGUGGUGCGUCCUGCAGCUAUUGUGGCAGGGAGAAGUGACUGAUUGCCAUCCAAGUGCCAAGACUGAGGGCUUUGCUUUUGGCCUUUUGGUGCUCUGCAGAUUGAGACUCUGGUACUGCCCUGAAAUGCCCAGGCUGUAGCUUUCCUGUGGAAGAUCUGUUUCGAUCAAGGAGCCAGUGAAGUGGCAGCUGGUUCAGCUGCUGCAGUCUGAUAGGAGCACUGGAGGCUGCCUGGGAAGCCAGCUCCUAUACAAUGUCAUUACUGCAGCAGCACCCAUCCUUGGUGCCCAGGGCAGGGCCGGGGAUGCCCCUCUGGUAGGAGAUGAGCUGGGGCAGUUGCUGCUUCUGGAUGGGCUGAUGAACCCUCUCCCCUCUGCACAGGGACAAUGUUGCAGUGGUGCAAUAGGAAAUGAGGCAGCUGAGCUCGCCGGCCGGGCAGGAGACUCUGGUGGCUUGAAGGUCUUCAUCUCUUGCCUGGCCCAUGUAUCUGUUGGGUUUUCCUCCCCAGAAGCAGCACUGUACUGUAGUAAUGGCCUCCAGAACCAAGUUAAAAGGGCUGUGAGCACACUACAGCUGACUAUGUGGAGGGAGUGCUUCUCAUGCUGCUGCAGCUGGACAAAACAGCCAGCAAAGAGCCCCACUCACUGCAAAAUGGGGGCUUUGUACACAGCUCUGAGCUGUGGCUAACAGCCUGGCCUUUCUUGGCAUACACUUGAAGAAAGCAAAAGCUCUGGGGUUGCAAAGGCCCUGUCACAUCAAGCCAGGUCUUACUGGGAGGCUGAAGGAGUAUCUAUUGUUCACAUGUUCUUGUAGGGGGCAGUAUAUCUCUCUCUCCUCCCUUUGACUUUGCUCCACUGAGAACAGGCUUGGUUCACAUGGUCUUCUCUGAGGGUUGCACCAGCAGGUUGUUGUUCAAGGUUCUGUGGAUGUUGCUCCUGUCUUUGGGGCUACUCGAUGCUGUGAAGCUGUAAAAUCCUCUUUAACUCCAUGUCAAGUGCCAGUGUCUGUCUUCUCCCUGUGCCUCAGUCCACAACAGGAUGUUCCCCCUUUCUCUCCUCUUACAAAAAACAUCCCAAAAAAUGGGGAGUCAUGUGCAGCAAACUGCAGAAGGGCACAACAUACAGUGAUGCUGAAAGCAUCAGGUGCAAGGGAUGUGAUAUAUGGGCCCAUCUUGAAGAAGCUGCUGGUGAAACUCAGCUCCCCACGCUGAAAAGAUGCUCCUGGACAAGUGGGGACUUGGGGCAUGGGAGCUGGGGGUGGUGGCAGGGUGCCCAUGGACUUUUCUUGUGCUGCUGGAAAUCUGCACAAGCACCCAGCUCUGUGCUCCAGGCAAGGUUCAAAACUCCUGCCUGCUGCUACUGUGUGCUCAGGGAAGUCUUAUGUCCUGUUACAGCUUCUUAAAUUUCUGUCCUACCUAACAAAAUCCUGCCUGGCUCUUGCCUGAAGCAGCUGUGGGCCUGGUUCUGGUUGUUUUGUCUUUGCCUACUUCCAGCCCAUCCAGGGGCACAGGGCAGAGCAGCCUGAUUUGCUGGAGGGGAAUAAAUCCCAUCUUGAGGGGUGGCAUGGCCUUCCUCCCAUCUGCCUCCUCACUGAGCAAAGCUCUGCUCUCUGGGUGCUGCUCUGUGCCUGCUGGCCCCUUCACAGACCUUUGAGCCUCCUGCCAUGUUUGCUGUGAUUUCCUUUGUCCCAGCUCCUUGGGGAUGCCCCACUCUGAUGUUUUGCCCACAGAAGCUGUGAUGGGCUCUGGGAUGGAGCACAGUACCCUGAACUGAGCCCAGGGCCAGCCUGGGAUGUGUGGCAUCUGCUCCUGCAGCACUGUCUGCCCAGCCAGCCCCAAAGCACAGCUGGCGUGUCACUUGCUGUGGUGACCUUUGGGAAAAGCAAACAGCUUCCUGCAGGGAAGAGCUCUGUGCUUUCCCUCCCUGAGCACAGCUUGCAGCCCCCUCAUUAGGGUUCCUUUGAUUUCCAUUGAUACACAAGUUGCUAACUGUCCUGGUUUAGGCCCAUCAGGGAACAAAGACCACGAUUAGCCUCGAGUACCGAAGAGGCUGAGAAUUGCUCAAGGGCAGGGAGGGCUUAAUUGCCGCUUAAGGUUCAGGACAAAACAGACCAGGCCACUCGGUUUGGGGAAGAAAACAGAAAAUAAUUUAAUGCAACAUCAACUAAAACAUACCCACAAAAACCCAAAACAUAACCAAAACGAAACAACACAGAGUAAUACAUCAUUGAAGAGUCCAACCAGCCUUUUUAAGAACACCUUCUUGCCACACCUCCCCUCUUCCCGGGCUCAGAGCCCUGAUCCCGGGGUUUUUACCCUGUCCCCUCCUGAACGGUUCGGGGGGGCAGGCAGUGGGGGUUUCAGUUAGUCUGUUCCCCAUAGCUUCUGCCGUUUGUCCCUCCUCAGGACGGGUGAACUCCACGCCAGUCCUCCCUGCAAGUCCGUGGGGUAACUCACACGCAUGGCAGACCUGCACGGGCUGCUCCGACGCGCACUUAUUCCAAAGGCUGCAGCUCCUCUCUGCCUCUCGUGUGGGGCUGCUCUGCGGCGCGCAGGCUCUCCAGCACGGCAUGGGCCAUGGCCGUCUCCCCACACAGUCCCUCGCCCAUCCGGGCUCACUCACAUGAGAGCUGGUGGCUCUCAGUCCUGCCACGGAUCUCCAUAGAUUUCAGGGGCACAGCUUGUAUUCUCGCCACGGCUUGCAGAAGGGUCUCCGGUCUACUGCUUCUCCUUCCUUUCUCCUUCUCUGGCUGGAGGGUCCGCGUGGUCGCCUCCAUCUUGUAUCACUCUUACACCUCCUCACUCGCAUUCCUGUCCCCUAAAUAGUGAUCGCAGAGGCGCCAGAUUGGCCCAGCCGGGCCGGAGGUGGGUGUGAACCAAGGAGCCGGGGGAGAGUCCGCAAACUCUUUACCGGGUCUUCACUGCAACCCGCUCCCCCUGUUACUAAGCCAAAAGUUGCUCCUUGCUAAACCAGAACACUAACUCAAAAAUUGCUUCUUCCUUGUUUCUGUUUCCUGGCAGUCUCUGCCUUCUGCACUUACUGUAAGCUCUGCAGCUCCUUCCCUGCCUCCUGGAGCAGCAGCAGCAGGCAUGUGUGCUGUCUGGCUAGAGGGUGUCUGGAAGACAUUGACAUCAGAUUAAAGCCCUGUACCUGUUGUUAGUGACCUACAUGCCCAAGACCCACUCUUUCCCCCUGUGGAAAGAAGGUAUGAAAGCUUUGGGAAAUGGUUCCUCUCUAGGAGAAAGCUUUGCUGAAGGCAGGAAUUUGGGAAGUGUGCUCUCUAUCUUGGGGAAGCUCCAUGCUCACCAGGCUGAAGCUGGACAGAUGGAAGCUCAACUCCUGAAACCAAGCCCAGAGCUGUAUUCCCUCGGCUUAAGGAGUUCUUGUGUGUGUCUGAGGGGUUUGAUGGUGUUGGGGGAUGCCUGCAAUGUCACUUUUAACUCUGACCUGACCCUGUGGUGUGAGGAGCAGCAUCAAGUGAGGCUUCCUACCUGGCUGGAUUUGUAACAGCAGCUGUGUCUGGCUCAACCUGCUUGGGGCUUGUGCCUCCCUUAGCUCUUGGGGUCUGUGGGUUGUGAGAUCCUCUGCAGGGCUGGGAGAGGAUGAGGCUCAGUUCAGCAGCUGGGGCCUGCCUGCUGUGCUCCUGUAAUCUGAUGCAAAUGGCCACUGGCUGCGAGCACCAGCUCUAGCUCUGCUCUUCUGAUCUCAGAUGUUUCAGAUUAAUUUCAUGACAUGUGAUGUAAAAAGAGAAUGAGUUGGAAUCCAGGCUUUAUUCAGCUUCACAACUGGAGUGGCUGGAGCAAAACCUCUCUGCUGCUGCUCUUCUUGGGAAGCUCACCAGGGCUGCCUUCUAUGCUUGCCUUGGGCUGGAUUCCUAGUUAUGCUCCUGGGAUGAAGGGAGACUGCUGGGCCCUCACUUUUUGGUCCUCUGGCUGCUUUGCCCCUCACCCUGCAGACAGUUGAGGUUGCCUUGUGCUGCUGAGUGCUGGGGCACAGAUGUUGGUGGGUGUGAAAAGGGCCUUUCCCCUCACAGCCAGGCUGGUUUCUUCCUGCUCUCCCUGAGGCCUGUGUGCUGUUAUUCCUGCACUAAGGAUGUCCUUUUGGCCUGUGGCUCUGCCUUCCCUUGACCUGGGCCCGCCUAUGGGUGAUGGCAGCAAGACCUGCCCUGCCAGUUGGAGCUGGUGACUGCUCUUGCCUUGACAUUGGCACCAACCUGUCCCAGGACUCCUUGAACUGGUCUCACAGCUGCCAGCACAACGAAGGUUUUGCUGAAGAGGAACCAGUUCCUGGAUGUGUGAGAGGCUCUGCAUUGACACGGAGCCUGGGUUUGUCCCUCAGGGUACUUUGGAGCUCUACAGUGUUGUGAGCCCAGAGCUGCCAUUGGAGAGAUGGGCACUGCCUGGCCCUUCCCACACACCUCCACACUCCAGAGCUGCAUGCCCUAGGCUCACCAUGACCCAUCUAUCUCUGCCUCUGGCCCCACCACCCUGUCCCAAACAGCUGGCAGGAAGCCUCCUGGGUGCCAGCAGCACACAUGUCAGUCCCACCAGGUCUCUCGAGCUGGCCAGGAUGGCGCAGUGGAACCAGCUGCAGCAGCUUGACACGCGGUACCUGGAGCAGCUCCACCAGCUCUACAGUGACAGCUUUCCCAUGGAGCUCCGGCAGUUCCUGGCCCCGUGGAUUGAGAGUCAGGACUGGGCAUAUGCUGCCAGCAAGGAGUCCCAUGCCACACUGGUGUUCCACAACCUGCUGGGAGAGAUUGACCAGCAGUACAGCCGUUUCCUGCAGGAGUCCAAUGUCUUGUACCAGCACAACCUGCGGCGCAUCAAGCAGUUCCUGCAGAGUAGGUACUUAGAGAAGCCGAUGGAAAUAGCCCGCAUCGUGGCUCGCUGCCUGUGGGAAGAGUCCCGGCUCCUCCAGACAGCUGCCACUGCAGCCCAGCAAGGGGGACAGGCAACACAUUCAAUAGCAACUGUAGUGACAGAAAAGCAGCAGAUGCUGGAGCAGCAUCUACAGGAUGUGAGGAAAAGGGUGCAGGAUCUAGAGCAGAAAAUGAAAGUGGUGGAGAAUCUCCAGGAUGACUUUGAUUUUAACUACAAGACUUUGAAAAGCCAAGGAGACAUGCAGGAUCUGAAUGGAAACAAUCAGUCGGUGACCCGUCAGAAAAUGCAGCAGCUGGAACAGAUGCUCACGGCGCUGGACCAAAUGAGAAGGGGUAUUGUGAGCGAGCUGGCUGGGCUGUUGUCAGCCAUGGAGUAUGUGCAGAAGAUGCUGGCAGAUGAGGAACUGGCAGACUGGAAGAGACGACAGCAGAUUGCCUGCAUUGGUGGCCCACCCAAUAUCUGCUUAGAUCGUCUUGAGAACUGGAUAACCUCUCUUGCCGAAUCGCAGCUACAGACCCGGCAACAGAUCAAGAAGUUGGAAGAACUGCAGCAGAAAGUGUCCUACAAGGGUGACCCAAUUGUCCAACACCGGCCCAUGCUGGAGGAGCGGAUUGUGGAGCUGUUCAGGAACCUGAUGAAAAGUGCUUUCGUUGUGGAGAGGCAGCCUUGCAUGCCCAUGCACCCUGACCGGCCCCUGGUCAUCAAAACUGGCGUGCAGUUCACCACCAAAGUCAGGUUGUUGGUCAAGUUCCCAGAGCUGAACUAUCAGCUGAAAAUUAAAGUCUGCAUUGACAAGGACUCUGGGGAUGUUGCAGCUCUUCGGGGGUCCCGGAAGUUUAACAUCCUGGGGACAAACACCAAGGUCAUGAACAUGGAGGAAUCAAACAAUGGCAGCCUCUCAGCAGAGUUCAAGCACCUGACCCUGCGGGAGCAGCGGUGUGGUAAUGGAGGCAGAGCCAACUGUGAUGCCUCACUGAUAGUCACUGAGGAGCUGCACCUCAUCACCUUUGAGACAGAGGUGUAUCACCAGGGGCUGAAGAUUGACCUGGAGACCCACUCGCUGCCUGUGGUGGUCAUCUCCAACAUCUGCCAGAUGCCCAAUGCCUGGGCAUCCAUCUUGUGGUACAACAUGCUGACCAAUAACCCCAAGAAUGUGAACUUCUUCACCAAGCCCCCCAUUGGGACCUGGGACCAGGUGGCAGAGGUGCUGAGCUGGCAGUUCUCCUCCACCACAAAACAUGGCCUUAGCAUUGAGCAGCUGACAACACUGGCAGAGAAACUCCUAGGGCCAGGUGUGAAUUACUCCGGCUGUCAGAUCACUUGGGCCAAGUUCUGCAAGGAGAACAUGGCUGGCAAAGGCUUCUCUUUUUGGGUCUGGCUGGACAACAUCAUUGACUUGGUGAAAAAGUACAUCCUGGCACUGUGGAAUGAAGGGUACAUCAUGGGGUUCAUCAGCAAGGAGAGGGAAAGAGCCAUCCUGAGCACCAAGCCCCCAGGAACCUUCCUGCUGCGCUUCAGUGAGAGCAGCAAGGAGGGAGGCAUCACCUUCACUUGGGUGGAGAAGGACAUCAGCGGGAAGACCCAGAUCCAGUCUGUGGAGCCUUACACCAAGCAGCAGCUGAACAACAUGUCAUUUGCUGAGAUCAUCAUGGGCUACAAAAUCAUGGAUGCCACCAACAUCCUGGUGUCCCCCUUGGUGUACCUGUACCCAGACAUCCCCAAAGAGGAGGCAUUUGGGAAGUACUGCCGCUCUGAGAGCCAGGAGCACUCUGAAGCUGCUGACUCAGGUGCUGCUCCCUAUCUGAAGACCAAGUUCAUCUGCGUCACCCCCACCUCUUUUAGCAACACCAUCGACCUGCCCAUGUCCCCACGCACCCUGGACUCACUCAUGCAGUUUGGCAACAACAGCGAGGGAGCAGAAGCCAAUGCAGGAGGGCAAUUUGAAUCGCUGACCUUCGACAUGGAGCUGACCUCAGAAUGUGCUUCCUCGCCCAUGUGAGGCUGGCACUUGCUCACAGGGCCCUCCUGGGACUUGGGGCUUCUGCCCGUAAAGAGCUACUGCUCUUGCCCUGCUCAGGCAUAGCUGUUCCAGGCCUCUCCUCAAGAGGAGCAGGGGCCCAAGGGCCUCAUCACUGAUUUCUUGUUUGACCCAAACACACACUCCCUUUGCUAGGGUGGUGCUGUUCGUCGUUUGGAGAGGGGAAGAAUGGACCUUUUUUAUUUCCUUCCAUAACAGUUUUGUUUUAUUGUUUUGCUCAUUCAAAUGCCUAUUUUGCCUCUGGUCACAGCCUUAGUUUUCACAAAUGCUUCUGCAGCCCUGGCCAUGCUGCCUGCUGUUGAAAGCUGCUUUCCUGACUGCCAGACUCUAAAAGCCCAGAUUCCCCUCUGGGUACCUGAGAGGGGAUGAGCUGGUCCUGGCCUCCACAUGGGUUACCCAGUGCACUGUGUGAGGGAGUCUGCCCUGCUGCUGCCUCAGAGCCCUCCCAGAGCUCACAGAGGAUUCUUCUCUGCACCCUUGGCCCUGUUUUCAGCCAGGAGGACCUACACAUGGCUCAGAGCUGUGAGGUAGAUGGGCCCAGGUGAUGCUUCUGCUGGGCUCAGCCUGGGCUUUGCCAGGAGCAGGGAGUUUUGGAGGCUGCCUGUGUUGGCAACCAACUUCCUGCUGCAGGCACCAAGAUCUGGCUGGCUCCAGCAGCCCCAGGGCUGCUGCUGGGACAACUGGUUUCCCUGACUGGUCUCCCUGUAGUGCAGAGGCUGCCCUAGGGCAGGGCAGUGACAUGUCCCAAUGCCAGUGCAUGUUUGUGAGCAUGCAAUGUUGGCUUCUUGGGUCUGUUUUGGGACCUGGGCAAAACCCUGGAGCCUGCCCAGCCAUGACUUGCUCCAUGGCCAGGUUCCUGACAGGAUCAUGACUGUGUUUCCCUUGCUGCACAGUCAGACCAGGGGGAGGAUGGGAGGCUACUGGAUCUGCCAUGACCAGCAGUGGAUGGCCUAGUUCAGCCCUUUUGCCUCAGGUAUGGCUUGUGCUGUCCCAGGCAGUGGAUUUGCAGCUUCUCAGGGGCUUCACAUGGCAUUUUUAUUGGAGAUUGCCUGUCCUUGUUAAGGUAGAAGAUGGCAAGAGCUGAAGGGAACAGGAUCUAGGUAGGGAGAAGAAUCUCUAGUUGGCCAUUGCUCAAGAGAGCUGUGGGUGUUGCAAAGGUUUCCUUGCUGAGGAGUCAAGAAAAGGUGAAGCUGUGUUGGCUGAGGAUUGUGGUUCUGUAGUUACCAAAGUGGGGGGAUCCCUCCUGCCCUUCCUGUGCAGUGGGCAUGCAGACACCAAGCAGGGAAGGGGAGGGAGAGGCAGUGGGAGGGCUGCUGGCUCUCCUCAGCACCUGCAAGCCCAUGGUGUUAGGGUACUGUGGCUGCCCACAGUGAAGGUGGCACAGAGGGCUGUGCUUGGCCAGGCCCAGUGCUUCAGGGCAGGGCUGUGAGUAACAUCAGCAGAGAAACAUCUUGCUGGGCAUCAGCCCUGGGCUUUACCAGUCUGUGAUGUAUCUUGAUUUGACCCUAAAUGGAGAGAAACCAUCAUCUGUACCAGCAAUGCUGCUGUGGCACAGGGUGGACUUGAUGUGUGGCUCUGGCCUUUCUGCCCAGUGAAGGCUGUGGAGUGUCCCUAUGGCAUGGGGGCCAGGGAGGCAGGGGCAAGGAUCCAAGGGGAAGGGGGAAGAGGGCUGUGGGGUCCAGAGGAGCCCCCUUAGCUACAUGUGGGCAAGAGGGGAUAGCCAUGGUUGAGCACUGGAACAGACUUCCCAGGAAGGGCGUGGAGUCUCCUUCUCUGGAGGUCUUCAAGACCUGCCUGGACACGUUCCUGUGUGACCCUGAUCUAGGUGAACCUGCUUCUGCAGGGGCGUUGCACUAGAUGAUCUCUAAAGGUCCCUUCCAACCCUACCAUUCUAUGGUUGUGAUUGCUGUCCCUGGGGCCAGGAAUGCCUUUUGGAGCUGGGAGGGGAUGAGGGCUCCCAUGUCGCUGCCUACAGCUGCAGUCCCUGUAGCCUGGGACAGCAUUCAGUAUUGUACAAAUUCUUCUCUUUUUGUAUAUUUUAUUGCUGUAUCUACAGGCUUGAACUUUCUCCAAAAUAAAGGUGCUAAAGCAA
Colius striatus (speckled mousebird) is the source of this 11215-nucleotide messenger RNA. RefSeq names its product signal transducer and activator of transcription 3-like. Lineage: Eukaryota; Metazoa; Chordata; Aves; Coliiformes; Coliidae. Gene Ontology annotation, molecular function: DNA-binding transcription factor activity, RNA polymerase II-specific; RNA polymerase II cis-regulatory region sequence-specific DNA binding. The record is from RefSeq and is a predicted model, not a curated record. Bases 6493 to 9084 code for a protein of 863 amino acids. Gene Ontology annotation, biological process: cell surface receptor signaling pathway via JAK-STAT; leptin-mediated signaling pathway; defense response. The transcript has 23 exons.